AUGGUUGGCAUUACAGCCAAGAAAAGUAUGGUUGUCGCAACAACGGAGCGAAGAUGCAAGAAUCAUGAAGCCAAGAAGUUUGUGGUUAAGAUGGACAGUCCUUGCCUAUUUACAAAUCUCAGAUCAAGACUACAAAAUCUCAGGGAUUGCGUAUGGCAACGCAUUAAUUCUCAAGGUACCGUUAGAUUGUUGACAAGGAGCAGCGCUCAACAUGCAACAAGCAGACUCCAUGAAACUACGUCACCCAGGUGUGGUUGUGAGACCAGCACAACUGAAACCACCAACAUACACCAAAUGCUCCUUCAAUCCGGUAACAGAAAGUUGGAUGCAGAACAAUGA
This is a messenger RNA of Papaver somniferum (opium poppy), 339 nucleotides long. RefSeq lists its product as uncharacterized. Lineage: Eukaryota; Viridiplantae; Streptophyta; Magnoliopsida; Ranunculales; Papaveraceae. The record is from RefSeq and is a predicted model, not a curated record. Bases 1 to 339 code for a protein of 112 amino acids. The transcript has 5 exons.